UUUCUCGUAUCACUACAAAGCUCUUAACAAUGGCGGCCGCUCCCAAUCCCAUCCUCCUCCUCCUCGCCGCCAUUGCCACCAUAACCACCGUCUCCUCCGCCGCUUCCUCGGCUCACCCUUCCUAUGACUCCCUGGCGACCUCUUGCCCCACCUUCGCCGACGCCGAUCUCGUGCCGAUUCGCAGGGAGGAGUACGAUGGCAGGAGGAUUCUCGACAUCACCCAUGUUUACCACGAGGAUAUGCCUGCAUUUGAGUCCGAUGAUGGUAUUGGCCAGUUCCUCUGGCUCCGAGAGUCCAUGAAGAACGGAUCAUUCGCCAAUAUCUCUGAGAUGAAGUUCCUUACCCACACUGGCACCCAUGUCGAUGCUCCUGGCCAUUUUUAUCAGCACUAUUUUGAGGCUGGAUUCGAUGUUGAUACCCUUGAUCUCGUCAUUCUUAAUGGUCCUGCAUUGGUAGUGGAUGUUCCUAGGGACAAGAACAUAACUGCUGAGGUGAUGGAAUCUCUUCAUAUCCCAAGAGGUGUACGUCGUGUUCUUUUCAGAACAUUAAACACUGACAGGAAACUCAUGUGGAAAAAGGAGUUUGAUUCCACCUAUGUGGGGUUCAUGACGGAUGGUGCACAAUGGCUGGUAGAUAACACUGAUAUUAAACUUGUUGGGCUUGACUAUCUGUCCGUUGCAACAUAUGAUGAUUUGAAGCCUGCUCAUCUAGUUUUUCUCAAAAGCAAGGACAUCAUCCUUGUGGAAGCUUUAAAACUAGAUAAUGUCGAAGUAGGGAUCUACUCUUUACACUGCUUACCUCUACGAUUGCUUAGUGCCGAGGGCUCACCCAUCAGAUGCAUUCUUAUCAAUUAAAAUUCUCGAUCAAUGCCGAUUUUUCGCCCAUCAGAUGGUUUCUUAUUAAAUGGAAAUCUUAGCUAAAGAUGAAAACUUUGAGCAAAUUGCUGGUCCAGUGAAAUCUGCCUUAAAAAUCUUUUACAUGUUCUUUGUUGUACCAUAAGUUUCUCUUUACGUAUCAUGACUAGUAAAAACAUUUGUAUCCUUUUCAUUUUCUUUGUGUAACAUAAGUAUAUCUGUUGUAUGUGUUAAAACCAUUGUUAUGAAAU
This is a messenger RNA of Dioscorea cayenensis subsp. rotundata (Guinea yam), 1105 nucleotides long. RefSeq names its product cyclase-like protein 3. Gene Ontology annotation, molecular function: arylformamidase activity. The transcript is spliced from 6 exons. The record is from RefSeq and is a predicted model, not a curated record. Bases 30 to 854 code for a protein of 274 amino acids. NCBI's taxonomy places the organism in Eukaryota, Viridiplantae, Streptophyta, Magnoliopsida, Dioscoreales, Dioscoreaceae.